UCUUCCCGUUGACACCCCCAGGAACCCCCAAACGGCCUCAAAAUUGAGGAAAUCGAGGAAAUCGUGGAGACAGAGGUUAUCCUCUCUCCAGAUGAGAUGCACCAUGAGGAAUUCGAAAUCACGAUGGUACCCAUGGAAUCGACAACCGUGCUGACGUCCACCGGCGGCACAGGCAACCUGAAGCGAGAUGUGCGGGACAUGGUGCGAGAAGCCAACUUUCAGACUAAGUUGCUGAUGCAGGAAAACGAAGCCCAAGACUACCAUUUCCAGCAUGCCUCGAGCGCGGACGAUACGGAGGGUUCGGACCAAGAGCACACGAUGGGCGACAUAACGUACAAGAGUGAAAUGGACGGAAACGAUACAAUGAACUCCAGCAACCAAAGCUCUAGCCGAAAACGUCGCGGCAAUCUUCCAAAGCAGUCGGUAAAAAUACUGAAACGAUGGCUGUACGAACAUCGCUUCAAUGCGUAUCCGACCGAUGCGGAGAAGCUAACGUUAUCGCAGGAAGCCAACCUGACCGUUUUGCAGGUCUGUAACUGGUUCAUCAAUGCUCGGAGGCGUAUACUGCCGGAAAUGAUACGUCGCGAUGGGCAUGAUCCAAUGCACUAUACCAUUUCGCGGAGGGGCAAGAAGAUGAGCGGUCAGCUGAUGGGACAUGAUGGACAGAAUCCGCUCACGAUGAGCCCCGCAUCGGAGGUGAUUGUCGGUGCGACGGAGGAAAUCAUCGAGGAGGAGGAGGUGAUCGAGGACGGUGUACCGCAGAUUAUCACUAGCCACGGCCAGCAGUACGUGCAAACACCGUCCGGUUUGGUGAAGGUGGAGGAAGAUGUAGACUUUGAAGAUCACAUCAUCUAUCGUUCGGACGACAGUAACAUCGAGUAUGAGUACGCGCAAAGUGAAGAAGAGAUGGCAGUCACGGAGCAGGGCGAUUGGGACGGCAUGAUUCGCUACGCGAACGAGAAGGAUGAAGAUAUUCCCGAAGAAAUUACGGAAGAAGAAGUCAUCGCAUCGGAUAGUGGAGAGAAUGAAUUUUUUACCACGACGUCACACACAAAUCUCGCUAAUAUACCCCUACAGCAGACUACGACUCAUGUUACAGCUCGCCCAACUGUAACGACAACUGCUGCUAAAAUAAUUACAACUACACCAGUACCAGGAGGCAUGCAGCGAGUGAUCAUCGGUCAAUCGAAUGCCGGCUCGCUCGGUAAUGUUAUCAGCACUACACAGGGCGGUACCACCACGCUUGGUACGCUGAAGCUGGGUGGCAAUCUGACAGCCGUCCCACUGCAAACGGCCUUUAAAGCCGGCCCGAAGAAGCUGACCGUCGUGACGAGCUCCGGCAAAACGACAACCGUGACCGCGACACCGUUGAGUGAAUCGAACGCCAAGACGAUAACGGCCACCUUGCUGCCGAGCGGAAACAAUGCGAACAACAACAACAACAACAACAACUCCCAGAACACUAAUCCACACACGACGACGGCGGUAAAGGUAAAAGGUGUGAUCCGAGACGAUAAGGAUCAGUUCAAGUGUUUAUACUUGCUGGUAGAAACUGCUGUUGCCGUGCGCCAGCGGGAAAAGGAACAGGACGAUGUACACGUACUGGGCAACUAAGAGUCCGGGUGAAAAA
Anopheles maculipalpis is the source of this 1630-nucleotide messenger RNA. RefSeq lists its product as uncharacterized. Gene Ontology annotation, biological process: regulation of transcription by RNA polymerase II. Bases 97 to 1614 code for a protein of 505 amino acids. Gene Ontology annotation, molecular function: DNA-binding transcription factor activity, RNA polymerase II-specific; RNA polymerase II cis-regulatory region sequence-specific DNA binding. The transcript has 8 exons. Lineage: Eukaryota; Metazoa; Arthropoda; Insecta; Diptera; Culicidae. The record is from RefSeq and is a predicted model, not a curated record.